Messenger RNA from Wasmannia auropunctata (little fire ant), 2711 nucleotides. RefSeq names its product zinc finger protein 260-like. Gene Ontology annotation, molecular function: zinc ion binding; DNA-binding transcription activator activity, RNA polymerase II-specific; RNA polymerase II cis-regulatory region sequence-specific DNA binding. The coding region runs from base 733 to 2709 and encodes 658 amino acids. The transcript has 6 exons. The record is from RefSeq and is a predicted model, not a curated record. Gene Ontology annotation, cellular component: nucleus. Gene Ontology annotation, biological process: regulation of transcription by RNA polymerase II. NCBI's taxonomy places the organism in Eukaryota, Metazoa, Arthropoda, Insecta, Hymenoptera, Formicidae.
AAGUCAUUCUCCGAACAUCGCAGUCGAAAUCACGUAUUUGCGAUAAUAAAUUAAUAAGCGAACAAUGUAUUCUACAAAAAUAUCGCGAACUCUUUUAUAUCGAUCAUCAAUCAUCUUAAAUUAUCGCUACGAUUUUCGUUAGAUUUAUUCGCUUUUCUCACAUAAAUUGCAACAACUAGUAUAAAACAUUAAACGGAUUACAAAAUCAUUUACAUUUUCCUUAUGUAUAUUCGAUAGAAUAUUUCAAGGAAAGUUCCCACGCACGUAUUCCAUCGAGAAAAAUAGACGCAAAAACGAAACUUGCGGAAUUUCGUUUAUUCUAGAUUAUCCCGAUUAAAUAGAGCUCACUUAAUCAUCGUGCGAAGGUGUUUCUUCGGGUAAAGUCCGCGACUCUUUCAGAAAAAUUCAAACCUGCGCGCGUUCCCAGGUCCGACCAAUCUUUGACAACUUUCAUCGACCAUAUGGGCCACGUUCCAGCCAAGUGGGAGACCCAUUAAGGUUACUACGGAUGCGUACGCAUCCGGCGUUCCAUGCCGUUGUGAAGCUACCGACCAUUCCUCGAUGAAUCGUCGAGCGCAUGCGAACGCUGGCUGGUUCGCGUUCGUUUAGGAACGUUUUUUCAUCAAACGCAUCUUGCGUAUAUGACGAUACGCAGCGAGUGAAUUACUCCUAGAUUAUUCGACGAAUCUCCGUUGAUCGCGCACCGGACACGUGGUCGUCCUCUUCGUCGGCAUGGAGUCCAGCGACUCGAUGCCGCCGGAAAUCGAAUCCGCCGGCGAGGACAUCAUUCUGCGAUACGAAGAGUUCGAAACCGUGAAGAGUAUCGUGGCGAACGACGGGCGCAACUCGGGGACGAUCGAGGAGGGCUUCUUCCUGAUAUCGCAGGAACCGCAGGCGGUGCAGUAUAAUCCCGAGGGUAACGUCGAGGAAACGGUGUCCCACAGGCAUCAGACCGAGGUAACGCUAGAGUGGAUGCACCUGUGCAGGAUAUGCGCCAACGCGAGCGACCACAUGAUACCCAUCUUCGUGGGCAACGGAGCGGAGCACGACUUGUCCGGCAAAAUAAUCAAAUACUUGCCGAUACACGUAUCCGAAAGCGACACUCUGCCGUUACAACUGUGCGAGCGUUGCGCGAACACCCUGAUAGCCUGGCACGAGUUGAGCGAGGGAUGCCUAAGCGCGCAGAGGAAGCUGCUGGAAAUGCAGGAUAUGCAUCUGCGAAAUAAGCAGCAGUAUUACAAUCCUACCUCUUUGGAUAAUUUAGAAGUUCCUACGCCGAUGCUUACAGCCAGUACGACGAUUGCGUCUAGUGUCACAAACUCAUUGCCAAGUCAGCAGAACGACGACAAAAACGAAGUUUGCAGUACUGAAAAAAUUAAUAAUUCCAACAGGUGCGAGCUGGCAGAGGAGAGAUCUUUCGCGGCAUACCGCUCCUCGUGUAACGCUGCACCGUGGGCGAGUAAUACCACGAUAAAGUACGAAAGCAAUCCGAUGAGAAGCACGACGCUGAUUGCGGAGAAGGCUAAAGAAAUUUCGGAAAGAGAGACACGCGAUUCGUCGGGUAACUGCAACGCAGAGAAAUGCGACGAAGAAACGGUCUUGAGCGUCUUGAGAUAUCAAGAAAAAGAUAAAUCGACAAUUCCAGAGUCGACGAGCGACUCUGUGAAGAAGGAUUAUACUUGCGACAACUGCCAUCGCGUCUUCAAAAGAAAACAUAAUCUAAUACGCCAUAUGACGGACUGCGAACAUCAUGAUUCAGCUAAUGAAGAUUUACCAAAAACGCAUACUAAAGUAAUAGAAAAGAAUAAGGAGACAGACGAGAGUACGGUAAAAGAGAAGGACCUGUUGGUGGAAGAUAUUAAAAGCACAAGCGACGACGAAGACUUUUGCCUUCCGUCAGUAAAAUCAUUGGGAAAACGAUCCAGAAUUUACUCGUGCGGCUAUUGCGAGCACACCGUGGAGAAGAGGAAACUGUUGAAGGCCCAUCUGGCGGAGGCGCAUCCCGAGGUCGCGAAGAGAGGCCGAAAGUCCUUCGUGGCCACGGAGACGGUGCUGCGCGCCCGGAUGGAGCACGACGGUAAGGUGUACUAUCACUGCGGUGAGUGCGGCAAAAACUUGAAUUCGCCGUACACCUUCUACUGGCACCUGCGCAUCCACACGGGCGAGCGGCUCUUCACUUGUCACCUGUGCGGCAAGCGCUUCCGCGUGAAUCAGGGUCUGGCGCGGCACCUGAAGGAGACUCACGACGGCGUCAAGAACAUAGAGUGCGACCUGUGCGGCCGCAAGUUCUCGACGCGGCGCAACGUCGAGGACCACCGGCGCAUUCACACCGGCGAGCGGCCGUACGUCUGCAACGUCUGCGGCAAGACGUUCAAGCAGAAGGCCUCGCUGUUCGUCCACAAUCGCACGCACACGGACGUGUUCCCGUUCAAGUGCAGCCACUGCGGCCAGACGUUCCGCACGCGGCCGCCGCUGUUGCUGCACAUCACCAAGCACACCGGCGAGAAGCCGCACGCGUGCGACGUGUGCGGCCGUCGCUUCCGCAUCAAAUACGAGCUGAAGCGGCACCGGCUGAUCCAUUCCGACGAGAAACCCUGGCGCUGCACCGAAUGCAGCCUCUCGUUCCGCCAGAAGCGCUACUUAGUUAAUCAUAAGAAGCUCAAUCACGAGCCGCCGCGCAGUUCGGCCGCCCCCCAAGUAACGGGCUGACU